Drosophila grimshawi is the source of this 593-nucleotide messenger RNA. RefSeq lists its product as uncharacterized. The transcript has a single exon. The record is from RefSeq and is a predicted model, not a curated record. NCBI's taxonomy places the organism in Eukaryota, Metazoa, Arthropoda, Insecta, Diptera, Drosophilidae. The coding region runs from base 86 to 301 and encodes 71 amino acids.
UCGGAGGCGUCUGGUGCAGCAGCAGCGACAGCAGCGGUGAAUCCAGUACAAGCUAUUUUGCAAGUGAGCUGAACAAAGCGCCAGGAUGCCGUUCCCCAUACAUCCGCCCAAGCAGAUGCCCUGCCCGCACUGGCAGCACUUUCCCAUUAGUCCGGUGGAUAGCAAACCGUCACCAUUUGGCACUAGCAACAACAAUGAUGCCAGCGUCGCUGUGAAUAAGCCACCGGAGCCGGUCUCCUAUCGCUACUGUGUCCAAUGCAAGACAGCUGGCAAGGAUGUGAACAGCGCUGAGAAAGAGUAAUAUGGAAAUUGAAGCUGUGACAUUUCCGCAUAUCGCCAUCACUCACCACUUACCACCCAUGCCAACCCCCACCUCAUCAGAGCACACCAAACCCAAAUCGAAAAUGACAAUGGAACGCGCUGGGUUCGCUCCCCAUCGGAAAUGGGGUCCGCACUGAGUGCGAUUUGGAAAUAAAUAUAAGUUUAAUGAAAGUCUUUUUCAUGUUUUAUAUGUUUUCGCCAUCUGCACUUCAUUUGUUUUCCCAUUUUGUUUCAAGUGAUUCAAUUGUCAAUCGAAGUGAAGCUAUAUACAU